Molecule: messenger RNA, 756 nt
Organism: Fusarium pseudograminearum CS3096
Lineage: Eukaryota; Fungi; Ascomycota; Sordariomycetes; Hypocreales; Nectriaceae
Exons: 4
Coding region: 1-756 (251 amino acids)
Source: RefSeq, a predicted model, not a curated record
AUGAAAGUCAUAGCAGUCGCUGGCGGAACCGGAAGCGUCGGCAGCAGUAUUGUCGAUGGCCUUGUCGAUUAUGGCAAGCAUAAAGAACGGCCUACAAAUGGCGCAGUUAACUACCUCAAGGUAGACUAUAGCGAUGUCGACGCUACUACCAAAGCCCUUGAGGAAGCAAACGUCAACAUCGUCAUCUGUGCCAUCGCUGUUAUUUCGCCUGAGGCGAACCAGGCCCAGAAGAACUUGAUCCAAGCAGCUGCGCAGUCACGUCCCACCGAGCGAUUUGUUAUCAGUAGCUUCGAUGCGCUCCACAUGAAAGAAGACGUUGAAAUUGCUCCCUGGUGGGGAUAUACUUUCGAGGCGAUUGACUUGCUCGAAAAGACAAGUCUUGUGUACACACGCAUCGCCAAUGACUGGUUUCUCGAUUACUACGGCAUGCCCCACUGGAAAACCAAUCUUGAGCCAUGGUUAAAUGUUCUCAACAUGGAGUCAAAGUGGGCAGCCAUACCCGGUGAUGGCGCCAAAUUUGAGGUUGCGGUUGAUAGUUUGGAAAAGCUGAAAUCGGGAAAGAUUUCCUUCUUUCCGGAUUAUCCACCUAUUGGAAUGGGAGAUGGGGAUGAAGCGUUUUUCGCAACAAUCCAUUACCUAACUGGCAUUGGUCGCUAUUUGGUACCGAGGGAUCUCCCAUUCUUGGACGACAAGUUCCCUGAUUUAAAGGUUACCACGACUUCUGAGGUCAUGGAAAGUUCAUGGAAGGGGCAGUAA